Messenger RNA from Halteromyces radiatus, 1878 nucleotides. RefSeq lists its product as uncharacterized. The record is from RefSeq and is a predicted model, not a curated record. Bases 27 to 1733 code for a protein of 568 amino acids. The transcript is spliced from 6 exons. Lineage: Eukaryota; Fungi; Mucoromycota; Mucoromycetes; Mucorales; Cunninghamellaceae.
UUUUUUUUUUUAUUUUCUUAUAUCCAAUGAAAAUGCGGGUCAAGAUUAGUGCAUUGACUUGCUCACCAAAAGCUGACUUUUGGUACUUGAUUGAUAAUAAACAACCAACUUACUCUAUUCGAAAUCUCCAAAAAGACAUUAACAAAUUGAUUCAUCCUACCGAAAAGUCAAAGCGACUCUCUCUUUCCCUUGAUGGAUUCCGCCUACUUCCAAAUUGUACUGUCCAGGGUCUUAUUCGUGAUGGUGAUACUUUGACACUUCAACAUAUCGAUACUCCAGCAUUGAACGAAAAGUCAACUCAUUCAAAAAAACGCAAGAAAAGCGAUUCGUCAGUCACUCACGAAGAGGCCAAGGACAAAACCAGAGUAAAGAAGAAACACAAAACAACGAAAAUAAAGGAAAAGAACCAUUCCAGCAAACGUAGACGAUUAGAUACUACUAGUCAUAUCGAUGAUGAUAAGAAAAUUUCCAACGAAAAUGCAGCGACAUCUUCAAGAAAUACUAACGAAGAAACGACACCCGAUAAUAAAGUAUUACGGCGUACGCGUUCAAGGAAUAUGCGUCGACGACAACAACGACAAAAAAACAGGGCAGCUUUAGCAGCACAACAACAAUCGGCAAACUUGAACAAUAACAAAGGUACCACUAAUAACACAUCACAGGCACUACCAGUGGAAACGGUAUCAGAAGAUUCGAUCACGGCACAAGAUGGCAAAACUGUGAAACGCAAUAACAAAUAUAUGGCGGAUGAGGAACCUUUACGACAAUUGGUGAAGAAAAAUAAGAACAAGAAGAAAAACUUUUUGAAGGAAAUGGAGAACAAUCAGCGAUCACACGUCAUUUUCUCAACUAACGACAAUGCUGGUCAAAAUCAUCAGGAUGAUUACUACAGUGGAUACACCAAUGAAAUGGAUUACAAUUUUAAUACAGACGAAUAUAACAACUAUUUGACAUCUGAUGUAUAUAACCCAUCCAACACAUUAGGUGGCGCAUUCAUUACCGACAGCGGAUCUCCUCAAAAGUAUUACAACAGCAACAAAGGCAAUCGACAAAGAAAGGAAGGAAACAAUAAUGAAAACUAUGCGAACCGACAAUACCCUGUGGAUGAUACAGAUCUCAUUUUUUAUGCUUCACGUGAAGAAGAAGAGGAAGAAAAACAAGAUGAAGGAAAAGUCGAAGAAACUGGAAACAAAGAUACCGUGGAUUCCCAAUUGGACAACAACAACAAUAAUGACAGUGGUGAUAACGAAGAUGAUGAUAGUAGCGACAGUGAUGACACCAGUGAUAGCGACAGUGAUGACACCAGUGAUAGCGACAAUGAUGACGAUGAGAAUGACGAUGAUUCGGCAAUAACAACGACAAAGGAAGGUGAUGAUCAAUUGGAAGUGCACAAAGUGAUCGAAAAGGUGGAUUAUGACAAAUACCCUGCUACCACAUUCCAAGGCUCUAGUCCUCCAGUGGUUGGUGAUCUCUUGGCACUAAAGACUUUACAUCUGUCAGAAACUUAUACACCAGAAAUCUCGAAUUGGAAGGAAGUCAAGGUAGUAGAACUGAAUGGGCAAGAAAUGGUGGCUGAACUAGUUGGACAAGAUAUAUCACAGUUGACAAAGACAAAAGGACGUAGGAAAUUUGAUUUACCUCCUGAUGACGAUGAUGAUCAAGAACCUGAACGCGACAACAUUGAAACUUACAAUUAUACUGAUAUUAUCGAUAUGCGCCGAAUAGUAUUAUAGUCAUUUUUGUUCACAACCCAUUUUAGUGAUCAUGUCUCCCCACAUCCAUUCAACAACUUUGUUCUAAAAUAAAAUUUACAUUUGCAUUUGAUAGUAAUCAUAAAAAAAAAAACAAUAUCAUAUAGACAUUUCAUUACAUUUUAUA